UAGCCCGACUGUUGGACAACCCCAACCGCAGCUGUCCAUUUUGACCACAUUUCUCAUAUUUCAAUAUAUCCUGAUACCCAAGAAAUAAAUUUAUCAAACCUCAAAAAGCCGACAUCAUGGGUAUCGUCGCAGAUCUCGUCAUCGUCAUCGCCGUCGUCCUGGCAGUCAUCAUGGCGGCGGAGUCCAACCUCGACAGGUUGACCAUCUUUGACCCGACUCACCUGCACAAUGCAGCACAAAAGGCCAUCGCCGUCCAUGGCAAUGACACUCGAUUGAUAGUUGAUCAUAUCGUCGGAGCAUUGAAGGCCAAUGCCACCCUAGCUCCCUUCUUGAACCUCAAGGAGGAGUGGAUCUUCAACAAUGCCGGCGGUGCCAUGGGUGUCAUGUACAUCAUCCACGCAAGCGUCACCGAAUACCUCAUCAUCUUCGGCACCGCCAUCGGCACCGAGGGCCACACCGGCCGGCACACCGCAGACGACUACUUCAACAUCCUGACCGGCACCCAAUUGGCCUUCACCCCAGGAACCUUCGAGCCGGAGGUCUACGGACCGGGUACCGUGCACCACCUGCGCCGCGGCGACGUCAAACAGUACAAGAUGGAGUCGUCGUGCUUCGCCCUCGAGUACGCGCGCGGCUUCAUCCCGGGCAUGCUGUUCUUCGGCUAUGCCGAUACUUUCUCGAGUACCCUCGAUUUCCCUACCAUUUGGGCGACGACCCGUGUUACAGGACAGCAGAUUAUCAGCAACUUGUUGAAGUUCAAGUAUUGAGCUGGUUUUGGGUUGUGGGCUCUCUGCCUCCCAGGUCAAUGGUCGAGCAGUGAGGUCUUGGGUUAAUGUUCAAUGGGUUCGGAUUGUGGCGUGGUACUCUCACGAUCAAUGCCGUCACCAAAGAUGAAAUUUUUUGAAUAGUUGCAGACUUAUCAGUACUGUUCAAAGGAUAAAA
This is a messenger RNA of Dissoconium aciculare CBS 342.82, 942 nucleotides long. Its product is annotated as ERG2 and sigma1 receptor-like protein. The transcript is spliced from 2 exons. Gene Ontology annotation, cellular component: endoplasmic reticulum. NCBI's taxonomy places the organism in Eukaryota, Fungi, Ascomycota, Dothideomycetes, Mycosphaerellales, Dissoconiaceae. Bases 117 to 767 code for a protein of 216 amino acids. The record is from RefSeq and is a predicted model, not a curated record. Gene Ontology annotation, biological process: ergosterol biosynthetic process.